This is a messenger RNA of Conger conger (European conger), 2059 nucleotides long. Its product is annotated as GTPase IMAP family member 7-like. Gene Ontology annotation, molecular function: GTP binding. The record is from RefSeq and is a predicted model, not a curated record. NCBI's taxonomy places the organism in Eukaryota, Metazoa, Chordata, Actinopteri, Anguilliformes, Congridae. The transcript is spliced from 2 exons. Bases 1 to 1098 code for a protein of 365 amino acids.
AUGGAGGGCUCACUGAUGAGGACUCAACAGAAGAUGGAGAAGAAGCAGAAGCCACAGCUGACAAGAAAACCACAGAAAAUGCAAGAUCAGAGCUCUGACUGUGUGAGGAUUGUGCUCGUGGGGAAGACAGGAAGUGGGAAAAGUGCCACAGGAAACACCAUACUGCAGAAGGAGGAGUUCCUGUCUCGGUCCAGUAUGACAUCAGUGACUGCCUGCUGUGAGAAAAGAGUAGGGAAAGUUGCUGGCAGGCGUGUUGCUGUAGUUGACACACCGGGUCUCUUUGACACAGAAGUAUCUAAUGAGGUGGUCCAGCAGGAAAUAGCCAAAUGCAUCUCCUAUUCGGCCCCAGGACCUCAUGUGUUUCUCAUAGUGCUAGCAAUUGGGAGAAUCACACAGGAAGAGAAGGAGACAGUGCAGAUCAUUAAGAAUACCUUUGGUAAUGCGGUUGAAAGGUUUACCAUAGUUGUGUUCACAAGAGGGGAUGAUCUUAAAGAUGAAUCCAUUGAAAGUUACAUUCAAAGAGGUGACGCUACAAUCCAAAAUCUGAUUCAAGACUGUGGAAAUAGGUUUCAUGUCUUCAAUAAUAAUGCCGUGACCAACAUCACCCAAGUGUCUGAGCUGCUGGAUAAGAUAGACAUGAUGGUGCAGAAGAACGGAGGAGGCUGCUACACCAAUGAGAUGUUCCAGGAGGCAGAAUUUGCCAUAAAGAAACAAUGUGAGAGAAUACUGAGAGAGAAAGAGCAGCUGCAGGAAAAACAUGAAGAGGAGAUGAAAGAGAUGACAAGAAAGAUGCAAGAGCAGCAACAAAAAGUAGAGAAACAUGAAACAUGCGAGAGAAAAAUGCUGGCCAGGCUGCAGGAGGAAUUGAAGAGGGAGCAAGAAGAAGAGAUCCAGAAGAGAAAGAAGGAAGAUCAGGCCAGGAGGGAAAGAGCAGAAAAAGAAAAACAAGAAAUGACAGAAAACUAUGAAAGACGAAUGAAUGAAUUGACCAUGAAAUAUGAUGAUGCUCGAAAAAAAGCAGAGGAAUUUAAUGAGUUUAAAAAGAAAUAUGUGGAAGAGUGUAAACUGAAACCUGAGAAACACUGUGCUCUCUUGUGAUAGAUGCUGGAACAUACCAUUACUCAAGUGUAGAUAAAGUUAUUGAGCCUUUUAAACAAAUGAUCUUUCCCCCCGUUUCUGCCCAAUUUGGAUCUCUUGGAGAAAACUGCUGAUCAUAGUGGUUAAGUGGUUAAGGUGCUUGACUGGGACCUGAGAGGUUGGUGGUUCAAGCCCCAGCGUAGCCAUUCAAUCAGGGUAGCUGUUGGGAUCUUGCGGCCCUUAACCCCACAUUGCUCCAGGGGGGUUGGCCCCUGCUUAGUCUCAUCAAUUGUAAGCUGUUUUGGAUAAAAUAAUAAUAAUUUAAAAAUCAUAUUAGCCCUGAGCCCCCAAAUAGAAUAUGAGGUAAACGACUCUCUUAUGGGGCGAAAAACCCUUUGACCCUGGCAAGAAAAAACUUGCCGAUAGGAAGAAAUCUUGGGAGGAACCUGACUAUAGGGGUAUGCCCAUUCUCCGCUGGCUGUUUGGAACUUCAUUAAAGGAGCGAUGUCAUGUUUUUUUCAGUUGAGCUUAUUUGGGUUAAAUGCUUAAAUUUUGUGUCGGCAUUUUUAAAAUCAUUACAUUACAUUAUUGGCAUUUGGCAGACGCUCUUAUCCAGAGCGACGUACAGUUGAUUAGACUAAGCAGGAGACAAUCCUCCCCUGGAGCAAUACAGGGUUAAGGGCCUUGCUCAAGGGUCCGACGGCUGUGCAGAUCUUAUUGUGGCUAAACCGGGAUUAGAACCAUCAACCUUGCGUGUCCCAGUCAUUUACCUUCACCACUACGCUACAGGCCGCCCCUAAUCACUGUCAGCAGUUUCCUAAAUAUGGGGCAAAACUUCUGAAAACAAACAUGUCCAGUUUGGCUUGAAUCUCCAGCCUGUGUUUCCCAGAAGGUAACGGGCACUCAAACUCCACCCUUGAAUGCAGAGACUGGUUUAUGGACAGCCACCCAUCCAGGCGAUCACAUUAUUCUCCAGCGAAAA